This is a messenger RNA of Phytomonas sp. EM1, 1095 nucleotides long. The record is from the annotation of a GenBank genome assembly. Lineage: Eukaryota; Euglenozoa; Kinetoplastea; Trypanosomatida; Trypanosomatidae.
GUUAACUUUACCAAGUCAGCUCAAAAAGGUUGUACAGUUUAUUUAGUGUUAUACACGAAUUUCCAACAGUUAUCGCAUACACAGACACACACACAAAUAUAUCUCUAUAUCUAUAUAUACAUAUAUAUAUAAAUAUAAAUAUAUAUAUCAUUCUUCCCUCCUCCCCUUGUAUUUGCUGUCGAAAGGUCUCCCCAUCUAUCGUCUGUGCUAGUACUACAGAAUAACAUGACUUACUAUUAGUCUCCUACCUGUUUAAAGAUGUUGAAACACCGGCUCAGUUUACUUUUGUCUAGGGGUGAGCGUGGGCUGUACUUUCCAAUUAAUCAUCGCAUUGUGGAUCGGCGAAUCGAGCCAUCUGCUGUGGAGGAGGCAAAUGUUCAGUCGCGUUACCGCCGCGAGCUUCGGACUAGUUUUAUGACCGGCGAGACGCGCCAGACUGAAACACCGGGAUGGAGUCGACGCAUACCACCUACCCACUUUAUCUCGUUGCGGUUACCACCAAGAAACGCCCUCACUGGACGGGUAGAGGCGAUGCGGGGUUCGAUUCUGUUCACGCACUCCCACAUGGAGCCACUAUUUAUCCCCAUUCCGAGAUUACACGUCACGUUGUGCGUCAUGAGCAUUGAUCCAAAACACAAAGAUGAUCUGCUUAGGGUGGUGGGUGAGAUUCUGCACGAGGCGUGUCUGUCCGUCCCUAGAAAUCCACUACGACUGAGGUUUCGUGGUCUAGGCACUUUUGGACAGGGCCGGGUGCUCUUUGCGCGGUGUAUCACUGAGGGCGACUUCACGAGCCUUGAUGCGCUGGUGCAGCGCAUCCGCAGGGAGCUCGGCGUGGGGCUCCGCAUUGACAUCAAAGGAAAUCCCUUUGAUACGUAUGUGCCACACUUGACGAUAGCCAAGAUUAGACCAAGCCACAUACCGGAAUUCGGAAAUAAAAUUCCUAUCACUGUUUGGUCGAAAUACCAGCAUCACGACUUUGGUGACGUUACUUUUAACACAGUGGACUUGUGCAGCAUGACUGGUUAUGCUGAGGAUGGUUAUUACAACGUAAUCUCCUCCUCCAAUCUUGGAUCUAGGACUGCAGUGUCGUCGUGA